This is a messenger RNA of Triplophysa rosa, 2007 nucleotides long. RefSeq names its product sphingosine-1-phosphate receptor 4 (gene s1pr4). Gene Ontology annotation, molecular function: sphingosine-1-phosphate receptor activity. The record is from RefSeq and is a predicted model, not a curated record. Gene Ontology annotation, biological process: G protein-coupled receptor signaling pathway. The coding region runs from base 463 to 1632 and encodes 389 amino acids. Gene Ontology annotation, cellular component: membrane. The transcript has 2 exons. NCBI's taxonomy places the organism in Eukaryota, Metazoa, Chordata, Actinopteri, Cypriniformes, Nemacheilidae.
AUAAAAAAUAUACAUGUAUAACAUAUAGGCGUGCAGAAAUGCUUCAUACUGUACAUUGUUAACGUUUUAUAGAUUUUACAUCUAUGACAAUGCAAAAAUAUUCAAGACCAAAUGAUUUUGCAUGUGUCAUACAUGGCAUCUGUGGUUUGUACAAAUUCUGGGAAUAUGUCACAAUUAUGCAUUUUACAAACUGGUGUUUGUAGAAACCGAAAAUUUUUGCUUUCCCCAUUGGGUGUGUCAAAAAUCUGCAAGAAAACUUCCUUCCUCGUUGUUGGGGGGUAUAUAGCUGUUCAGAGACCCAGGACUCAAGCUUUUUGAAUCAGAGCAUGGCUCAAAACCACCAGCGUCACUCUUAACAGGUUAUUCAGCGAGGUAAAGGAUCUUGGAGUUGGAGUCUGAAUGCCUGAAGUCUGAUCACAUCUGAGACAGAACAGACACCAGCGAGAUUCGACUCUUCACACCAUGGAUUUCAGGCGUUCAUUAAUCUCUGCGUCCUCCUGCCCUGACAUCUACAACUGGAGCGGCAACUACAAUCCCAUCCUGACGCACUAUAACUUCACCGGACGCCUGCAGCACCGAAAACCCUCCCGGACCAGCACCGGCAUCAUCACGGUCUUGUUCUUAUGCAUCAGCAUCUUCAUCGUCCUGGAGAACCUCAUGGUGCUGCUGGCCGUGCUCUUCCGUGUCCGCCUGCGCCACCGCUGGAUAUUCAUCUGCAUCGCCAACAUCGCCCUCAGCGACCUGCUGACCGGCUCCGCCUACGUGGUCAACAUCUGCAUGUCUGGCGAACGCACCUUCAAGUUGAGCCCGGUUCUCUGGCUGUUCCGUGAGGGAGUUCUGUUCGUGGCGCUGGCGGCGUCUAUCUUCAGCCUGCUCUUGGUAGCCGUGGAGCGCUACGCGACGAUGAUGAAGCCCGUCCACCAGAAAACCGCCACAAAGACCUAUCGCGUCUACAUGAUGGUGGCGCUGUGCUGGAUGACGGCACUUGUGAUUGGCUUCCUUCCACUUAUGGGUUGGAACUGUGUUUGCGACAUGAAGAGCUGCUCAACGCUUCUACCGCUUUACUCCAAGAGCUACAUCCUAUUCGCUCUUGUCAUCUUCUUCAUCAUCCUGCUCACCAUAGGCGCCCUCUAUUUCUCCAUCUACUGCCACGUGCGAAGGAGCACGGAGACGAUGUCCGUACGCAGCAGCAAGCGUUCGCUCCGGCUCCUGAAGGCGGUCAUUUCCAUCGUAGGGGUCUUCAUGGUAUGUUGGGGUCCGUUGUUUAUCCUCUUGCUGGUGGAUUUCUUCUGCUACACUCGGAGCUGCAGCACGCUCUUCAGUCCCGGAUGGGUCAUCGCCCUAGCCGUGCUCAACUCCGCCAUGAACCCGCUCAUAUACUCGUUCGGCAGCCUGGAGCUGAGGAAAGCCAUCUCCACCCUACUGUGCUGUUGCUGCGUGAAGGUGGGCCUGGUGGAUCCCAAGACCGUGAGGUCCAAGGAGACGUCCAGCACUUCUGGAAGUCGACACAGCAGUCUGCGCAACAGCUUCAGCAAGGUGAGGAAUCUGAGCACCAGCCCGCCGCCGGAACCGAAGAGCAAGAAAACACGCCUCAGCUCCACCACUUCAUGUUUAUCUGCGUCAAGCGGUUAGGUAGCCACAGGAACUGCACCACCUACGCUCAAGAUGCAGUCAGCGUGGCUCUGGGGUUGUUUUGCUCAUCUCACUUUCCAUGUGAGAGGUGAACACCCUUGAAUCUGUUGCGAUGACUGAAACCUCGCUGGAAAACAAAGAACUGUCACUUCUAAAAUAAGUUCCUGUACUAGACUGGUAGAGCGCGCCGCUAACAACGGCAAGAUCACAGUUUUGAAUCCCACGAGGAACACGUCAACUGUGUGUAGAAUUUGAAAUGCACUGCAAGUAGCUUAAGAUAAAAGCUGCCAAAUGUAUACAUGUAAAUGUAGCUUGACGAAUGUAUUUUAUAUGACAAACUGAAUUGAGCAUGCAAUAUGAAUUAUAAGACGUUCA